CUGGAUUAAAGCUGAAGCAAGUCCAAGGAUGCAGGAAAAAACUAUUUUGUGGAGGAAUAUCGUUGGCGAAUACGCGAGACGUGGCACAAGCCGAAGAUUAUCAGCUGAAAAUAUGCAAAUUUCAAUUUACCUUUGAAUUUACGUUCUUGUGUUCACUCAACUAUAGCCAAGCAACAGGACAGUUCCGGGAAAACCUGGCGCUCGUACAGUACCCGAUGCUGCCUCUAAAGGAAGAAAAUGGCGUAUGAGCGAGGGACUGCCUCGUUGUUUUCUCUGGGCGUUUUACUGAUCCAAAUCUUCGCUAGCGACAGCCAAAGUGUUGUACGUUCAAAAGGUGUAAAACUUGGACAUCAAAACGGUACAUCUAGAGGUAAGAUUAAGUCUCAUAUCGACGGUUUGCAAACCUUUUAGAUUUGCUUGAAAAGUAAGCUCAAAUACAAGAAAAUCACGGGAAUUAUUAUUGUUUCUUGUAAACACUUGAAAUUGAAUCAUGAUCAGAUCGCUCGAUAUGAACUCCUCAAAGUUUGUUCGAUCAGAUUGAAUCAAGCAGUGUUUACAACGUAAACGAUUAAGCUGAUUUCGUUCCCCAUGGCUUGGCUUAACUUUUUUUCAAGUUGUUUCACGUUGUUCUAAGCAACAUGGUUUAUUUUUAUCUAAAUUUAAUAGCUAUCGUCUAUGAUUUUAAAAAUUAAUCUCACUAUUCACACUUAAUAAUAGUGAAGGUGUUUUGAUCUUAACCACUGUUUAUUGUUCCCAUUGUUUAUAGCAGGAAUUCCAAAAAUAAAAGGAACAUUUUCAUAAUUAACAGUGUGCUAAUGGUUUUCUUUACACAAGGCUGUUUAACCAAAAAUGUGUGUGUGAAGGCCUAAGUAAAAUCUCAAGUAACCUUACUUUGCAUCUCAUUAAAGUCGGAAUAUUGAAACGAUUCAAGAAAGUUUCAAGUGAGUUGAAAACCAUCCUUAAAACCAACUUAGCGAACUUGUGGUUUCUAAACUUUGAGAAAGGCGAAGCAUGUCAAUCAAUCAUAAGUAUGCGUGGGAAAAUAGCCUCAAGUAACCCUGUAGUAAAAAUGAUAGGUUGUGUGUGAAGCCAUUUUUUACUUGAAGAAUUUAAAAUUUACUUGUCUUGAAUUAUUUCUUAGCUUAUUUAGGCUCUAGUGUAAAGACUACCAAUAUUUUGUUUUUUGACAUGUCAUUAAGAGAGCAAUUAAAAAUUGCACACUCUCUAUAUCCAGUCCGUUUACUGUGCUGUAAGCUAUCCCUGCUUUAGUUACAAAAAUAUUCAAAUAAAACAAUCGUUGAUUUUUUGGGGCAAACGGGAAAUUAUGUCCAAAAGUUUGUGCUUCUGAGCAAAUUUAGGCCACACAGUCUGACUGUUUCACUGUCGGACAAUUUUCAGCAUGUGGAUGUUCGGUUGCCACAAGGGGUGAAUUAAUGAUAAAUUUACAAACAAGCAAACUUUUAGGUUUUUUUCAGAAAAAUAAAAAUAAAAAACUGUUAAAAUCAGUGACUGUGUACGGGAAGUAGUUUUUUUUGUAUUGUGAAGUUACUUUGUAGGACUUGAUCACCAGUACCAGUUCAGUUCUUUUAAAAUAAUAUUAAGUGUUUCUAGUUUGAUUUAGUCUGAUUCUCUUGUCAUAUAAAAUUAUGCACCAUCAAUUCCAGCUAUGCCCAUCCCCCCAGGCUCUACUGUGGGGCAUUUUCCAGCCUUGUGGGUCCCAGACAUGGGGCAUCCACCAAUUUUGCAUGGCUCAGGGGUUGGAUAUUUGCCAACAACCCCCCCCCAACUGAGCUUUUGACACACACAUGUUUUCUUAUCAAAAAAUAACUUAACAUGGAGGGUUUUAAUGGAAACACAAUUAGGUUGGCAGAUUGGCUCAUCCGUUAAAGAUGGGAAAAAACUUGUUUUUAAAGGCAUGUUCUCUUAGUUUUAUGCUUGCAUUUCUUCAUUGCUUAUCAAGCCAGAACUUACAAAGCGAAUCUGGGAGCUAUCCAAGUGAAUCAACGCAUGUUUUUCAUUUCAGUGAAUGAAAUUUCUAAUGAUCUAGGAUUUGAAUAAAAUUUGGUGGUUAUGAUUACAUGCAACUAUGAUCUAUCAAAUAUUUGGAGAGCUUCCUUUCAUAUUAUUGGCCUAUUUAGAACAGAUAACUUUAUGGCACACUGUUAAUUUUAUUGUCAAUUAAUUUUUAGUAAUGGACUAUAAUUUAUUAAAACCAGAUGAAUAACAACAAGAUAAGAAUCAUGAAAUGGACUCAUCGUGCGUGAACUCUUAAUUAGAGUAGCGCGAUUAUAAGGGCACACCUUAACUGAAACGAAUAAUCGCACUUAAAAAUGCUUAUGUGGCACUACUUGAAUGUCAUUGCAUUUGGCAGCUCAAGUGUCCGCACACCAUCAUUGUAUCCUUGAUGUUUUUUCAGGAGUGUACUUGAUCACGUCAAGUGAUGUUACAGUAAGAGUGGGUGAACAACUCCAGCUUAACUGUACUGUAGUUGGAGCUGAUAAUUCUUCUAAGUAUCAAUUAUCAUGGUAUCAUGGUAAACAGAAACUAGGAGAAAAUGUGAUAGCAAAGCUGAGAAACAACACAGUUCAAGUUAAUAUUGAUGCUGUUCACUGGAACAACAAUGGAACUUAUGUUUGUAAAGAAACUGCUAACAGUGGUCUUCUGCCCAGAAGUGUUGUGGUCAGGGUUGGCGGUAGGUCUUCUUCAUAUUGUGCAUUGACAUAUUUUUCUGUUUAUCUGAAGAUGUGUAUUGAGGUCUCUGCCUCUGUCCUUGUGGUAUGCAUUCAUGCAAAAGAAUUGCUGCUCCCCAAUUUUCUUGAACCCAGAGGUUUAGUUCACCUUUAAACGACCCAUUUUUCAGCAUUCUUGUUUUAUUUUUUAGCUUAUAAUUUUUAAUGAAACUCAGAAAAGCAUGACCAACAGAAAAAUAAUUUAGAAUUUAAAAUAAUAUAGUUUUGUUGCAAGGAAAAAGCCAAUCACGCACAAGUAAACAAAACCAGGAACAACAAGGCUAGUUAAUUUGUGGUUUUGAUGUUUGUUCAUGCAUCCUGAACUUUGUGAUUAAGUCACUGCAUGAUUAUAUGGCAUUCACAGUUUUCUAAGUUUGACAGAAACAGUGAUUUUGUUACCCCUGCAUUCCUAAGCCCAAAGCAUGGUGCAAAGAGAAUCAGCCCUUUGGGCAAGCUGUAGCCAGAAUGACCUAGCCCAAGUGUCAUUUUGACUAGCCAAGAAACAUUUUUGACACGCAGGGUGAACAAUAAUCACUAUUCAUUAAUUAAUUACAUCAUUUAUAUAGAGAGAAAAAUUCAGAAAAAAAUUCUGAGUUCUAGAUGGGAAUUGAACCCUUCCAGACACUUUAGUCAGAUGCUCUACAAUUACAUCAUUAGUUAAUUUAUUUAAUCACUUGCUUUAUUAAUUCCUGGUAGUAAGCUAUGAUUUUAAAUAGAAUUUGGAGCCUUAGGAUCCUUUCUUCUCAGGUAUUUUUAAUAAUAAAUAAUUGUUCUUACCUGAAGAUUGUGCAUGUCACACAACAUCUAUUCUGACAUGAAAUGUACUGUUACAAUAAGCCAUUUCGAGUUCCCUUGCACCUCUUUAUCAAAACAAGGUUGAGAGCUCAGCCUUUGAUAUGGAAAUCAUUUUUUGUUCUCGUGCAAAUAAAACUCAUUUUCAAAAGACCUCAUUUUGAAAGUGAGGGUUUUUGGAACUUGCAAGCUAUCUAGUGGCCUAUUAAUGUUUUGAUACUCGUUUUUACAGAUUUCAUUUUCUCAGAUUAGCUUGAAAAAAGUUUUUACAUUUAUUAGGAAUUUUAUUUAAUACUCAAGCAAUUUAAAUUCCCCAAUAAAACUUCACGUGCCUGUUGGGCAAGUAAAGAUAAAAUACAAAAUUCACUAGCCCAAUGGCAAAAUACCAGGGAUGUCACUUCAAGUUGAGAGGUAAAUACAACAAGUAGGUUGGGAAUGAAACAACUAGGGGUUUCUUUUGGUUCUAUUUUUCUUUUAUUUUCCCAUGAAAGUAGCGGGGGAUCCACAUUCAUAGCAGCCGGGGGAAAUCCCCGGCCCCGCCUCUUAAUGACAGCCCUGAAAAUCCACUACACCAGGCUUAGAUUGGGCAGAACGUCAUUGACUGGCCCGAAGAUGAUAUCCUGUUUGCCCGACUCUAAAUCAGCGAAUAUAAAAUUUAAUAUUGUAACAAAAUCACUGAAAAUGAGCAUUAUUAAUAAUGUUUACCAAUUAAUAAUACCAGAUUUAUUUCCUUUUGAGAAAAAUAAUUUUAACGCACGAUUGCUGCUCUAGUAUUUGCAAAUUGUGAGGUAUUUUUGAAAAGCAAUUUUACUUAAACUUGACAUGGUACAUGUAUGUCUGAAUUAAACUUGCUGUUGGUUUCUUUUAGAUAUUCCCAGUUCACCUCAAAAUGUGUGGAUAAAUAAUGUUGAAUUCGAACCAAGAAUUCACUGGACGGCUCCAAAACACCCAGGAGGAUUGCCACUUAGUUAUGUUGUCAAAGAACCAUCGCUGUGCAAGAAUGUUACCAGAUCAGAUAACCAUCACUGCAGUCUUUGUUACAAUCAUCUUAUUUUUGGAACGGAUGUAAAUACAUUUAUGUGCACACUGGAUGCAAUUUCUCUUCUAGAGGGUAUUGUCUAUGAAGCCAUUGUUGAAGUUAAAAAUGCCCUCGGUUUCAACACAAGCAGUCCUGUUGUAUUCAAAGCCAACAAGUAUGAAAUAUUUUUAAGUGAGUACACUUACAACCUGUUACUUAAUAUUAUCAGUAGUAUUAUUUAUAUGCGCGUGCCACGCUAUUUUGUAGCUUUACUGGGAAGAGACUUGCCUGCACUGGGGAUAGCCAUGAACUGGACUCCCUGAACUGUAACUCCCUUGCAGGCUGGUCCCCCACUCCCACUCAUGUUAUUAUGCAUUCAAAAUAUUUCUUCGUUUCUGAUUGGCGCAAAUCAUGGCCAGCUUGUGUUGACAUUAAGUGAUAUCCAGGGUAAUAUCAUGACACCAAUGGUCGUGCAGGCUAUCGCCAGUAAAUAGCACGGCAACCUAGUGAAGAGGUGGUGUUGAGCGGCUCAGUUGUUUUGGUAGAGCUGGAGAAAAAGGCAGAGAAUUUCCCACAUUCUGUCAAGACGAAAUAGCUGAACUACUACCCAAGAAUGUAGCAAGAACAGCAACAAUUAAUACAACUCGACAGAUGACAACCAGGGCCAGCUGUUACGAUAAUUUUGAGUUGCUGGGUAAAUAAAACAAGCGGUGGGGAAUCAGACAGCUCAGCUAGGGAUUUCUUUUGGUUUUAUUCUUCUUCAAUUUUCCUUUGAAAGUAGCCAGACACCACGUUCAUAGUUGCCGAGGGAAAUCCCUGGCCCUUGCCUCUUAUAACAGCCCUGGAUAACUGCUACAUGUAUUUGAAGAAAAUCUGCUGUACUAAACAUCUCCUUUUAUCCUGAAUUUGCUGAGAUUCAGGCAAAUGAAGAUAUGAACUAAUAACGUCAAUCAUGUAAGCCUUUUGUUAAAGAAGGUACAUCAUCAUUUUGAAUGACUAAUAAAAGAUUAUUCUAUGCAGAUUUUGUAUGAUACCAUAAAAUUCCGAAAGUAUUUUUCAAAGGUCCAUUUUGGGGGGCUUAUUUUUGGAGGGGCUUAUCUACGGAAGAUAGUUUGCGUUUCGAAAUCGAUUGGGCUAGCCUUAUAGUUGGAAGUAAAUUUAGCGUUUUUGCUUUGUUUUACUUUGUAUUUGGGGGCAAUUUUCCAAGUGCAAGCCCCCUGGGGGCUUAUAUUUGGAGGGGCGAUUUAACGGAGAUGUUCUUGCGUUACCGGUUUGGGGGGCUUAUAUUUGGAGGGGCUUAUUUUCGGAAUUUUACGGUAUAUGAAGAACUAUGUACAAUCUUGAAGAGAGUUAUCCUCCUCGAUCUGCAUAAUUCUUCAGAUCAUACUCAGUCUCAUUCAAUAAUUGCUAAAUAUCUUUUCUCAUUCGUCUCAGCUACUCCACAACCUGCUAAAGCCUUUACUGCUAAGGAAGUACAGCCAGCUACAACAGUGAAACUGUCAUGGGAGGAUCCCAGACAGUUAGAUUUCUUUGUGGUUCAAUAUACCAUUCUGUACCAUGAGGAUGGAGAUAAGCAGAACAAGGUCAGUGUUCUUCAGAAGCUCCGGCAGCAGGCCAAAAUUGGGGUAUAGUUGCUAUGGAAGGACUAGCUAUAACUUCCAAAAGGGUUUUUUAAGAGGGUAAUCUAAUAAUGAUAUUUGUUUCUCUGAACACUUUUUUUCAAUGUAAAGGAACGUAAAAAAGGGAAUGUAGGUAGGUGAAGGUACCAUCUACAUGGCUAAAAUUAUUUCUGAUCGCUCAAAACACACUUGGGGCCCCUGAAAUAAACUUGAAAAUCUCCCCUGGUGUAGGGGACAACCCUCCAGCAAAACCUUACCAAAUAUGAAUCUAAGGCACGUGAAAGGCUUUCCACUCUUUUUGAUCCAAUCUAUUGCCACCAACUGUAGUUUUUCUCCCUCUACUCUACAUUUUCUGGAGAACCCUGCAAGGUUAAGCUUUGCUUAUAUGUUCAAUAGCAUAUCUCUGUUCCUUCAAAGUGAAGUUAAAAAAACUCUUGCCCUGAAAAAUUAAAUGGAACUGUGCAGAUUAUACUUGGUGUGGUCUAAGACUUAAAGGUUUCGUAGAACAAUAUUCUUUAUGGUCAAGUGAACGGAAACUUCAUCAGUGUAGAUCUGCACAAUCGCAUGAUUUACUACUUUUUUCCUCUUCCUUUGCAUCUGUAGCCCACUCAAAAGCCUGGCUAGCCUUGCCAAGCUUGGCCAGGCUGGCGUUAAAGCUGGCUUUUGGCCUGACUUACUAGGAAAAAGUAGCAAGCCUGGCCAAAGUAGCAACCUAAUGGCCACUUAAGGCUGGCUUUCCUGGCCAUGUUAGUUUAAAUGGCAGGGCCAAGGCCAUAAUGGGCCACAACCUGGCUUACUUAGUUCUUUUAGUAGUGAUACUACGUAUACUAAUAUACAAUAGAAAAUUAUAGUAGUGUGGUUCAUCGGAAAUAAAUCCCUUAUCAAAGGCAUUCGAGAGAGAAUCCAGGGGGCUAGGACACUUGGCAGCUAUAUGGAUGGUCACACUAUUUAUUUAUUGCUUAAAGACAACUGAGAGCAUCUUUGCCCAGAAAUUAAGGUUCUGGAAGAUAGAUUUUAUUGAAUGUUCACUUUUUAGAGAAAAGGGGGCUGCACAACUCCAUGACAGCCUCCUCUAAGUUCAUCCAUAGCAUUUGGAAGUGCUGGGUUUUGAGUGGAGAGGAGGGAAAAACUGCAUGGAGAACGAGGAAAAAAAUCCACUCACAGCAAGAACAAGGAACCACUAAUGAACUCCACCUGUAUACAUGUAUGUCCUGUUGUCUCUGCCUGUGAACCUAGCCCACAUUUGUGGAAGAAAUCUAAGUGCUCUUACUUUAGUUAUGGUUGAAAUAUUAACUAAAUAUCUAAAACUUCACAAAAUAAUAUGUGGUAUAAUUAUAUAAAUUUACUGUUGCAGAGCUUAAUUUUACAUUCACCAAAAGUCUCUGUCCUGAUACAUGGUCUGUUUGGAUUUACGCAUUACUACUUCUACUUGCUAGUGCAAUAUGGGAACAGAACUACAUUUGGAACCUACAGUAAAGCUGCUGUGCAAACUGUUAUGACCAGCGUAUUAGGUGAGUGAAGUUGUAAGUUUGGCCGCAAAAUUGGCUCGGAGAAUAUGCUUCUCAUCCCAGGUCACUUGGUAAAAUAAACAGAAAUAAUAAUGAUAAUAAUAAUAAUAAUAAUAAUAACAAAGUAAGUAAACUAAUAAAAUAACCUUGAUAGAGGUUGAGCAAAAUAUAAAAGAGCUUGUAGGAGGCAAGUGUGAAUCAGUUGUGCAAAAUGCAAACGGCGAUCAUCUCUAGUUCAUUACACAUUGCUAGAAUGUUCAAGCUGAGUGGUUAGAUAUCUAUAGGAAUUUUGGAUGCCUAUUUUAACAUAUACUUAAUCUUGUACAUUAUCGAAAUUUUAUUGACAUACCUUAGACGUUCUCAUUAUUUAAUGGACAGCUAUAUGAACGAUGAUUUUUAACUUAUGAACCUUUUUAUUUUAUAAUUAAGAUGUUCAUAAAGCUUGGAGGAUUUUUUUAUUGUUUUAUUUUUUUUAUGACACUUUUAUCAAAUCAUUUCUACCCAGUUUUUUUUUUUUUUUGCACUAAUUAUUGUGUAAUUGUUACUACAAGUUUUGGUCAACGCUGCGGCUGGUUACGGUUUGCUGCCCAGCUAAAGCUUUAAUUUUUCUACUCUGGGCAUCCAGACGUUUGUGCUGCCAUAAUAAUAAUAUAUAUUUUUGGAAUAAUAAAAGUAAUUUUAUUCAACUUUGAAAAUAUGUGCAUAAUUACAGAAAAACUUGAAGUAAGAAUUAAGUACUAUAUAACAUUAAGAAUUAUAUAAAUCAUAAAAAUACAAUCAUUGUGUCGCUAACAAUUUCCCAAAUACAUUCCCUGCAUCUCAGAUGCGAUCAUUAUCUCUUGCACACAGUCCAGUGCUGUUAAAAUUGAGUCACAUGACGAAAGAAAAUUAAUAUGAAUAGUAAUAAUAACAACAACAACAACAACAGCAAAUAAGCUUGUUGCUUGUCCUCUGCUGCCUUCCUACCCUUGGUCGAUUGGUUCAAGAGAAUUAUGUUUGACCUCUUUGACUAAUCAUUAUCUGUAGAAUGCAGAUUCAACCCACCCCUUGCCAUUUAAGCCACUUUAAUGUUACUCAUACCACUCAUCUCAUCCCCACUAACUGUGAAGAGGGAUGAAAGGUUGGUGACAGUCUGUCAAGUCUUUCCUAGCCUUGGUACAGCUCCCCCCUCCCUCUCAGAAAAAAUCGGGGGACCGCUAGUCUUACUGCACAUUAAUGCAGUUUCCCUAUCUCCAGUAAAAAGUGUGUCAAUGAUAAAACAAUAAAUGUAUGAACUGCUUUCAGUUGUUGGAUCAUAUUUUAGAAUAAAAAGCUUAAAUACGGAGUACAGUAGUCUUUCGCAAAAUGUAAAUUGCUUGACCUAAAGAUCUCUAUUGUUUUUGUGGGAAUCCCACAAAGCUCCAACCUGGUGAAAGCGGUGAAGUUUAUCUUAUUCAAGAAGAGUUUUAUAUGUAACAAUCUGUACAUUUUAGCUCCAAGUCGUCCUGCAACAAUUAUAAACUGCAGUCAAUGGAGAAACGCUAGCAGUGAUCCACAUAUGAUAGUCACAUGGGAGGUAAGAAAAAUACUGCGAUCACAGGUAACCCAGGCUCUAUGAUGAUAGUACCACAGUAAGGUUCCAAUAAAAUUACAGUGUUUUUAUGGGGUAAAAAUGCCAUCCUAAAAUUUCUAGGAAAUACUAAAUAAAGAUCAAUGAAACUUACUCUGCAGUUAAUUGUUGUUGUCCUUAUUGCUCCAACGAAGUUUCGUGAUAAUUUGCAGUAAUUUGUUCAAAUUCACUCUAUGUACAAUAAUAAUAUACUAGGGUAUCUAAAAGAUAGUAAUGCUGCGGCACAUUCUGUUGAUACUGGCAUUAGUUAGGCAGUGAGACUUAAAAGAAUCAAAAAUGACAUUGAAUGUCCUAUUUACAUGUUGGAAAGUACUAGAAUAGUUACUAUCAGUCUAUAGAAAGAACUCGUGGGAACGUUGUUUAGAAAAUGAUCAAGUGGUUAUCAACUCUGGUUUUCCCACAGUAAAUUGUAGGAAAUAAUAGAAAUUGAGAUUGAUUAUCCAGAUAUUUAAUAUACAGUGCACGAUAUUUUCUCUGGAAACACAAUACUUUUCUUGCUGUUUGUUGCACUUUAUUAAGUAACAGUUAUUUAGCUAUAUAUUUAUAGAAAACAACAACACAAAAAAAGGAAAAAAAAAGAAAGUAGGAAUAAAUAAUUCGGUAGGACUCAAACCCGGCACCUUCGACUCGACGCGACUACACCUAACCACACUACACCACAGAGGCUGAUUACGUAAUUUCCGGGAAAAGUGUUUCGCUUUAUUCCUUUUCUAUGAAACUUCCGCCGGCAAGAUGAUCGCCAGCCGCAUUAACCGAGCUAUUAGCAGUGAAAAAACAAUGUAAACGCAUAUUCCAUGGCAAUGAAUGAAUGAAAGAACAUAAUUAUGCUUUUCAAAACGCCGAUACACGUCCUGGUCUGCAAAGUAGGACACAAAACAUAUGUUUUGUUAUCUCGAUUUCCGCUGUUAUUUUGAAGCGAAUGGUCAAACUCACAUCCAUUUUCGGCUCAUACAGUUUCUUAAGAAUAGCAUUGCAUGACAUUUUCUCACUUUCACAUCACCUUCUAGCAAGCUGGAAUUAGUAUAUCCCCCGUGUUGCGGAGUCGAAGAGCAAAUGCUCAUCUUCUCGUCAGGUUUAACACCUGGACGAGUCAAAAAAGGCUCUUGAAUUGAAAUCCAAUCCCCAAGUUAACCAUCGUACUCAUCUGAAAGACUCUUGCGUGUCUUAAAAUUUGGUAAGACCUUUAACCGUGCUGUAGAACUGAGCAGCGAACGAUACACUACUUCCCCGUGUUUUCAUUUGAGUUGUUCGUGGCGCAAUGCACUCUGGUUAAAUGCAAUGCAUUGUGGUAAAAAGUGUGGUUAAAUGCAAUGCAUUGUGGUAAAAAGUGAUGAAUUCGAGAAUUCGUCGCCCCUUUAUAUAUUUCCUUAAAAUCCUGAUUAUGUUGCUGCUCGCUCCCUUCGGUCGCUCCGCAGCAACAAGGUAGGAGACACGAGAUGCCAUUUUCGCCGACAUGCUCUCAUUCAACACUACUUUUUCCACGAAAUUCAAACUCCAACGGAAAAUAAACAUGCCAGGAUCGUAGAAAUAGGAUAGCAGCAGAAAUAGAAACCAAUGAAGCUUUCCCAGAUAGAGAAACGAAUCCCACAGACUUUGACAAACUCGAAGGAUGUAAUCCAAACAGACCGAGAAUAUGCUCGCCGAAGCAACCGGGCCAGAUCGACGCGCGGCCAAUUUCUGGGGACCGAUACAUCAUUUGCUCAAAGCCACCCUACCCUGCUGAAAAAAUACUUGAUAGAAGGCAAUUGUUCUUCCUAGCCAAUCACAAUUCGCCAGAGCAAACCCCACACACGCGCCUAAAUUUAAAUGGCUGAAAAAAAAAAUAAAACCAGCAUAGUCUGCCGAGUUACAAGGAUCAUCCCCAUUUCUUUUACUAAGGAACGCAAAUAACGGUAAUGAAACUAUGAAAUAAUAACGCGAAAUACUUACAAGGCGAGCUAAAAACGACUUUCUAUUAUCCAUGAUAGAAGGCAAUUGUUCUUCCUAGCCAAUCACAAUUCGCCAGAGCAAACCUUACACACGCGCCUAAAUUUUAAUGGCUAAAAAAAAAAAAACCAGGAUAGUCUGCCGAGUUACAAGGCGCCCCAUUUCUUUUACUAAGGAACGCAAAUAACGGUAAUGAAACUAUGAAAUAAUAACGCGAAAUACUAGGCGGGCUAAAAACGAGGUUGAUCAAGAGGUAGAUGAUGACUGAGAUACUGUUGCUGUGAACUCUCGAGCGAGACGAUCGUAAAUAAACGGUGAAGCUUACAAAAUAGUGACAAAAAUUAUACAGAAAAUUCCAACAAAAUAUGAAUUGCGAUGACUGAGACGAAUGUGAAAGGCAUGUGCACCAGUAAACAAAGAACUAGCACGAUUAACAUAUUUAGCGAUUAAUGCGGCCGUAACACGCCGACUUCUUGUUAAUACAACCGGACGUUCCGUCAGUUAAUUAAGUGAACCAUCGUCAGGGGCGGAUCCAGGAUUUUUUUUAGGAGGGGGUACACUCGUCUCUUGCUCUACCUCAACACCAAUAAACCACAAUUUUUUUUUGCAGAAUACCAGUUGUAUUAGAAAACCGCAGGUCAUCUCAGGGGGGAGGGGGGGUGCGCACCCCCUGCACCCUCCCCCUAGAUCCGCCCCUGAUCGUGACACCUCUCUUUGAAUUUGGUCCUGUUGUGCAAAUGCCGCGGUGAGAGCCAAAAUUCACUUAUAUCUUUUGCUCGUUUUAAGUUUUGUAAAUCCUCCUUCCUUGUUGUUUCCUUUGCCCUUAUAACCUUGCCCUACUGAUGUUUGAUAGACUUUCUGAGGACCAGUGCCAGGCGCUGAAUAUAGUUCGAGAGGGACAUAAUAUCUUUAUAACAGGCAAGGCUGGUACGGCUAGGAAGAACAAUUGCCUUCUAUCAAGUAUCUUUUCAGCUGGGUAGGGUGGCUUUGGGCAAAUGAUGUAUCGGUCCCCAGAAAGAUUACCUCAGGACUCCCGGGAUGGUUUUUUUUUGUACAGUACCCAGGCCUCAUUUUCCUGGCCGCGCGUUGAUCUGGCUCGGCUGCUUCGGCGAGCAUAUUCUCGGUCUGUUUGGAUUAUAUCCUUCCUGUUUGGAUUAUAUCCAUGACUAGUACAUUUCACUGUGAGUGUUGUCAAUGUUUUACAUUCAAAAGAUGCGAUAAAUUCAAACUAAAAUGUACUAGUCAUGGAGGUAUGUAUUGUCCGCAUUAAUUUGGAAAAAUAAGCGUAACGUCAAAAAAGGGAAUUUUGUGGCGCGAAUUCAUGACCAGUUCGUAGGAUAGGUUUGUCUUGAAAUUUCAAGGUGUUGCAGUGAAUCAAUCUUAAUGAAAAUUUCAGAGGUUAUUAUACAUAUUAUGAAUACUAUGUGAAGAGAUUUUAAAAAAAUUCGUUCGAGUCGUUUUAGAGAUAUACAAAAGAGCGCUAAAAGUCCAAAUUUUUAGUGAAGUUGCACUUAUACAGGUGGUGAGAAAAAGGGUUAGUUUUCAAGAUAGCAAGAACGAAAAUACACCAAAGCUUCCUAGCAUCGAAAUAUGAAAUAACGUAGCAUUCUGACGCUACUUAAGAGUAAUUUGAGCCUUGUAUAACGUUUUCGUUAAAUAAUCUAUCACGGCUAUUGAAAAUUUAAGGUUUGAAAUAUAUUUUCGUUUUAGUCGAAUUCAAACGUACAGAAUUUUUCACUUCUUACGGAGAUUGUUUUCUAAACACCAAACUUUAAGUUCCUAGUGUUGGAUUUUCACAAAAGCUGGUCUAGGUCACACAAAAUUUGACUUUUAUCAAUUUCAAUGUUUUUUGUUUAUUCAUGUCAUAGUAAUACUCGUGAGAAUUCUAUAGCAAUCGGACAAAGAAAAAAAACACUCUUAAGGCGACUGAAAAAUAUCGGUAUAUCCUGUGAAAAACUGUAUCGAAACACCUUAACAAUAGGUAACUUAUGCAGCUGCGAAAAGAAAGCCUGAAACAUUCAGGUUUGCCGAGAUUCGAACCCUAAACUCUUCGAUACCUGUGCAGCGCUGACCAACUGAGGUAGCAAGCCAACUGGGAGCUGGUCAUUAUAUUGGUUCGUAAUGUACCCGGGAAAGAAUAAGAUGAAAUGAUGAAUGUAAACUAAUUUCAUUUAGUAAAAUCCAACUAGUGGUCUAUUAACAAUGCUGCGUUCUGAUUGGUUGAGCUACUACUAGGCUAUGUGUUUAGCCCACUAGUAGCGAAAAGCGCCGUCUUUUUGGCGGCAAAAAAGGAUUAAAAACUAGCUUUAACUAGCUAGAGUUGUUUGGUCUCGAUAUUUUUGACCAACUAGUUGGAUUUUACUAAAACAAUUAUUGCUAUCGCGUUCGUGGCCUCUGAGUCAAUAGCGGGCUUGAGGAAUAAUCGUUAAAUAUUCGUCAUUUCAAAAAGCACUUAGCUUGCAUUCUUUGACAGAAGAGUUUUUUCUCUCAACCAGUUUCCACCCUCCAAGAAUUGGAAUGGUCCUUUAAAGUACACGAAAAUCAGUUACCGUUGUCAAAGAGGUUCUCGUAAAAUAGAAAGAACUGUUUCACUGACUAAUUCAACUGUUCGAAGUGUGGCUUUACCUGGCAUACAAGCAACUGAUAAAUGCUCUGUUUGGAUGAGGAUUUGUAAUGGACCACAGCUCUGCAGUGCCAUCAGCAAUAUCUGUGUUAAGCCGGGAAAAAUAGAAGGUGAAUCAUUGAAUGGACGUCACAUAUCUAUAGAUGAGCUGUGAAAGACAGCACGCUUUGUUAUACAGCUAAAUCAAAAAAGGUUGCUUUGGUAGUAGGUCAUUGGGAAUUGUGCAUUGAGCAUUUGGGCAUUUCGAACAAUGCAAUGAGUUACUUGAGUGACCACCAAACAAUAGCUUCCCAAUGCCCAAGCAACCUUUAUUGAAUCAGCGAUAUAAAACCCUAUCACUCAUUCUUGACGUUUAUUUUUUCCUAAAGCCAUUUGCUGUUCGAAUCAAUUGUUGAAAGUUCUGCUAAAAACGUUACUAACUCAAAUGGCGAAAUGCAAUGAAUGCGUGAAAUAUAGAGAGCCUGCUAUCACUCAGGUAGCUCCUGUUUAAGUAGACAUACAGUGUACUAUUAGUAGGACUUAAGUAGAGUCUAGUUAGGUCUGCAUGCUUUCAUACGGUUGGUUAAACAACAUUUCCAUUUAAGUAUGAUAGCAGAUAAAACUUAACUGUGCGAAGUGCUGUUACUAACACCAAUUUUGUUACUGUAACCCCAGGCCCCAUCCGGGUGUUCAAACGUUGGAUAUCCCUAUCCACCGAGGUCGGGUUGUUCAAAGCUGGGUCAAGAUAACCCAGGGUCAGUGCGAAAUUUGCAUUCAGAUAUGAAACCUUAAAAAGUACAUUUGAAAUUCAGUUUUAAUUAAUUGUUUUUGUCAGCUAGUUGAUGAUUGGAUGCGCUUAAAAAUAACAGAGAAAAUUAUCCGAGAAAAUGUUUUUGAACAAAAUAAAAAGAAACCCGGGUUAAAGUUAACCCUGGAUUAAGCGCUGAUCGGUCUUCGAACAACUGGGUCCCGCAGAUAAAUCACUAUCUAGUGGAUAAGUAUUAGAGGAAGUGAUGGCGUUAUCCACCGGAUAGUUAUUUAUCCAGUGCAUAACGCACCUGUUAAACAACUAGGAUUAAGACUUCAAGCUUGGACAAAGGCAAUCCCUUAUUCCAGUCACUUAAUGGCAUUUUUGCGCGUCUUUUUGUAGAUAAAAAGCUGCUCUCCUCGCGGGAUUCCAAACCAAGUGUUCUAAAGAUAGUACUUAUUAGUUUGGCUGGGGCAACAAGUGGAGUAGCACUGGUUUUCAUUGUCGCCAGAUGUGUUUGCAGGUGAGAAAUGCGGCUAAAGGUAGAGAUUAUAUUUGUUAAAGCAGGCAGUUUUUAACUUUCCAAAAAAAAAAACAACCAAACAAAAGAAAUUGUCGCAUUUCUUACGCCAUGUAUUGUUACUGGAAUUCCAGUGGUGGAAAUCCAAGAAUAAAACAAAAGAAAUGUUCCUUACAGUAAUUUUCAUUUCAUUCGUGCGUCGUGAAAGCAUCUUGGUAUUUGCCAACUGCUCUGCAUGUCAUUUGAAAAUAACUGUGAGUGUCUCAGCUAAUUUGAGUUGCUUCUGAUCGAAAAUUAAAUAUUUGCUCUUUUGCACGUUAUAUUUGUAGAAGAGGUGAGGAAAGAGAGGUGCAGCCACUGGCGAAUUUAUUGGUAAGCAAGGCAACAUCGUCCUCUGUAUUAUUUAAACACGUGUGCUCAAGUUACACCUUUGCAUCAUAUUUUUUCGUGAAAUUAGUAUGUGUAAUCAAAUGAUGACGAGUGAAAUUAUUGAAUAACUUUAUUCGUGUUCAAAUUCGGAAAAAAUUAGGAUUUGUACAAUACGCAAGAGAAAUAAUUCCCUUAUUUCACGAGUAUGCCUGCUAUGCCAUUUCUUAUUCAUAUAAUUGGUUACAAAUUACGCUCGUACAAAGGUGCGUUUUUGACAUACUUAACGUAUCGAUCGAGAAGUCCACGUACUAAAAUGUUUAGAGCUUAAAUGUUGGCUUGAGUUCAUAAUUUUCAGAAUUUUUCGACAAACUACCUUUUAGAAUCCGCCUUGGUUUGCUCUUUCGUGUUUUUACGUUUCCUAAAGCGUCUUUCAAUGCUGUGACGUCUUCAUAAGGACUGAAACGUAUGCAACGUUGUCGUGGCAAUUUUGUAAUUUCACAUGUGAAAUUAUAAGUUUGUCACCCAUGAUAUUAAUCAUUUGAAAAUUUUACUGUGGGUGAUGAGAACUGUUUAUUGUUAAAACAGACAAGAAAUACAUGUGGAAAGAAUUUGAAUCAAUUGAGUAACAUAGUCAAACAUGACUUUCAAACCUUCAUUAAACUCUUUCACCAUUCUGACAGGGUGAAAUGUCCGCUCCAGUUCAUGGCUAUGACGAAAUUGAGGAACCCUUAGUGAACAACCACUACGAAAUGCUCGUCUAAAUUAUAGUCGCCUGACGGCCUAGCAAAGGCAAAGCAGCAUUAUCGUCUCUGAAAGUGUUGAUGAUAAGACCGCCAUUAUCAUCUCCUGGGGCUUCCUGAGGUAUUGCCAGUUUAUAACUGAUGCUGUAGAUGCCAGGAAUUCAGGACCAGUUUUGGCGAUGCUCCUGUGAUUGCAAUUGCACCAAAAAACAUCCAGUGGGCUCUUAAAGUCUUUGCCACCGAUCGUGUCGUCUAUCAGCCUUAACACUGAUGCUAAGCAGACCCCUGGAAAUUCAGGGCCAGUUUCGGCCAACUGACAACCAGGGAGGACCCUGCACCCCAUCUAACAAACUUGAGAAAAGCUUACCCUCGACUGGGCUUUGCAUUACACCAACCAAGAGACGUCGGGCUAUCACAGACUUGGUCAUCGCUUGAACUUAUCUAUCAGUCUCGAAGAUGUCAAAGCCAGUUUAGGCCUAGUCUGCUACAAAGUCGUCACGCAACGCUCCUCCUCAAAAAAGGCUACUCACAUUCGAACAACAUUCCUUUCCCGCGGUUAGCUAAUUAGAAUUCAGCUCCCAUUUUCUGGAAGGUGUUCGCGCCACAUUUGUGGUACAGUGAAUCCUCCAAUCACAGCUCCCCAUGUGGGGAGGAGGGUUGGUUGACGACAAUAAAAACGGCUGUGUCGCAGACUAGUUUAGGCCAAGACCCAGUUGAAAUUAUCACCAACUUGAGACUUGAGUGCACCAAAAGAAUUUGGGUCGGUUAUUUAAACGAAGUCUAACUUAGACCGCGGUUUAGCAAAUCUUUGGACCUCCAGAUAUCUUCCUUAGCGGGUAAUUUUAACAAAAUAAGUGCUCUUCCAGUCUACGCCUUAUGCUUUCAUGGACCUUUUCACGAUAACUGGUGUUAAGAUAAAAACAUUGGGCAAACUGAAAAUGGCUAAGAACGUGGUUUUAUUUAACACUGGCUAAACUUCAUUUAAAUAACUGCCCCUUUGAGUUUUGUAGUCUUUGUCGUGCUUCUCGUAAUGUUUUAAUGGUACCUGACCCACGACACCUUUGUCGCUGUUUAGUAGUAUACUGACCAGUUUCUAAAAACGUGAAACUGCUUAAAAGAGUGGUUCUAUUUAUGGCAGUUAUGUUAUGGUAUAGUUGCUCCAUAUCGUAAGGCUAGAUAACAGUUGAACGUUAAAAAAGAGGAUUAAAAACACUGU
Molecule: messenger RNA, 17396 nt
Organism: Porites lobata
Lineage: Eukaryota; Metazoa; Cnidaria; Anthozoa; Scleractinia; Poritidae
Source: the annotation of a GenBank genome assembly